GCAAGCAGCCUUAAAACCCCAACUCAAGCACAAUCAACCACCGCGGUCACCUCAUCACCAUCAACCAGUCCGGAAUACGCACUCGAGGACCAACAGGUGUACAUACAUAGCAGUCAAGCGACCGCCGCCCAAUCGACAGAUCCUAUCAUGUUGACCACGCUUCGUCAUCGUCAGCGAUGGGCUUUCUCCCGCCAUGCGUUUGGUUCCUACGGCACUCUCCAGAAAACGCAUGCCAGUUCCUCAUCCCACCCUCUGAAUCAUCCCCAACAUCAUCCGCCGCCAUUCUCAAGAUCAGUCGAAGGGAUAAGUCGAACCAACGAUCGUCUCCAGUCUACUCAUGAUCUGUUUUCCAUGGAUCACCAAUCGAACCAAUCAAGAACAAAUUCACUCAUCAUCCCCUCUUAUUCUCACUUUCUUACAACUCAACAGUCAGAACCAUACCAGCAAAUCUUUCAGCUUUCAUCCUCCAAUUCUUCUUCCAAGGAUAAUCCUAACAAUAAUCAAUCUCCAGCGGGAGCGUCCUCCGGAAAUCCCUCCUCACCAGGGGGCCAAGACGGUGCUAACUCAAAUGACGAUCCUCCUCAAAAGCCUCCGACGUCCAUAUCUAAGCCCACAAUACCUGAAGUCUAUCCCGAGGUGCUUGCCUUACCGAUCACCCGUCGACCACUCUUUCCUGGUUUCUACAAGGCCGUCAUAAUCAAGAACCCUGAUGUGAUCAAAGUGGUUAGAGAAAUGAUGAAACGGGGUCAACCUUACCUGGGCGCGUUCCUGCUCAAGAAUUCUGAAUCAGAAACCGAUAUCAUUUCCGAUCCUGAAUCUGUUUAUAAAGUCGGUGUGUUUGCUCAGAUUACUAGCAUCUUUCCUACUAACUCAGCGAAGAAAGAUCACCCCAGCAACCUGUCGAAGACCGCACCGAAAGACGACGAAACAGAUGAGUAUGCUGACGGUCUGACUGCUGUCCUCUAUCCUCAUCGAAGAAUCGAGAUCACCGAACUCUUGGUUCCCGAAGUUGAUCCAUCUGAUCCCGCAAAAGUCAAACACUCCAUCCAACCUGUCAAACCUACACCGAUCGCACCCGUCAAAGAGGAUCUUAUAGUAACAGAUAAACUUACCGAUUCCUUGCCGGAGACUUCUACGACCACCUCACCAAAUCCUUCAAUACUCAAGCAGUCCUCUUCCUCCACCCCGAAGGAAAACGAUCAUCCCACGGCAGAAUCGGACGAAGAGUCCUUAACUUCAGCUGCACUACUUCAAACCAGUUUCCUUAAAGAGCAUCAAGUCUCAUUGGCAAACGUGAAGAACUUGUCAUUACAACCAUUCAAAAAGAAUUCACAAGUCAUUCGGGCCAUCGCAUCUGAAAUUAUCAACGUAUUCAGGGAUAUUGCGACGUUAAACCCGCUUUUUAGGGAUCAGAUUGCCAACUUCAGUAUCUCCCAAGGAUCUGGAAACGUUUUUGAGGAUCCCGACAAGUUGGCCGACUUUGCAGCUGCAGUCAGCACAUCACCCAGCUCGGCAGAUGGCAGUGAAUUUCAUUUUAACGAAUUACAGGAGGUCCUAGAAUCUAUGGUUUUAGAGGAAAGGCUUCAAAAGGCUCUGUUUGUUUUGAAACAAGAACUGAAGAAUGCGGAACUACAAUCGAAAAUCUCUCGCGAAGUGGAAUCAAGGAUCACGAAGCGUCAAAGGGAAUUUUAUCUGAUGGAACAGCUCAAAGGCAUUAAGAAGGAGCUCGGAAUCGAUGGGGAUGGGAAGGAUAAACUGAUCGAGAAAUUCAAAGAGAAAGCCCAUGGACUGAAUAUGCCUGAGUACGCCAAAAGUGUAUUUGAUGAAGAACUUAGCAAGCUCCAGACUUUAGAGCCACAGGCUAGUGAGUUCAACGUGACCCGAAACUACUUGGAUUGGUUAACAUCGAUUCCUUGGGGCCGACACUCAGAAGAGAAUUUCGAUCUUCAGCACGCCAUCAAGGUCUUGGACGAGGAUCACUACGGUCUGAAAGAUGUCAAAGAUCGGAUCUUGGAAUUUUUGGCAGUGGGAAAGCUUCGAGGAACUGUUGAAGGUAAAAUCCUAUGUUUGGUGGGUCCACCGGGUGUAGGUAAAACAUCGAUCGGGAAGUCGAUUGCCAGGGCUCUAGAUCGACAAUUCUUUAGAUUCUCAGUUGGCGGUUUGACGGAUGUCGCUGAGAUCAAAGGUCAUAGAAGAACUUACGUCGGGGCCAUGCCUGGAAAAGUAAUUCAAUCUCUCAAGAAGGUUCAAACCGAAAACCCAUUGAUACUGAUAGACGAGAUCGACAAGGUUGGCAAAGGCCAUAAUGGCGAUCCGUCUUCGGCAUUAUUAGAGAUGUUGGACCCAGAGCAGAACAGCAGCUUUCUGGAUCAUUACAUUGACAUUCCUAUCAACUUAUCCCGAGUCUUGUUUGUCUGCACAGCCAACGUGCUCGACACUAUACCGGCACCUCUCUUGGAUCGAAUGGAAGUCCUGGAGGUCAGUGGAUACGUCACAGACGAAAAGAUCAACAUCGCCAGCAAGUAUCUUUCACCUCAAGCUAAAGAAUCUUGCGGAUUUGGCGACUCGGAUGUCAGUAUCGAUCAAUCCGCAAUCGAUACACUGAUACGUUACUACUGUCGUGAAUCUGGAGUCCGGAAGCUGAAGCAAAACAUCGAGAAGGUGUAUCGUAAGGCGGCCCUGAAGAUUGUACGAGAGCUUGGCGAGAAGGUCUUACCAGAAUCGUCUGCGGAAUUCGUUUCGCCACCGAACGAUACAUCGACUGUGAAAGGAGACAGUGUGAUAAAAUAUGAUGGCGAUCUCCCGGCAUCUCAAUCAAGUAACGAGUCAAGUUCAUCCUCUAGUUCACAGCCCUCAUCGUCAUCAUCAACAUCAUCAACAUCAUCUUCAGCUUCAUCAUCUUCGACCUCUACCGAUUCAGCCUCCGAGAAAUCCAAGUCAACUGGAAGUGAAAGGCGGACGACGACGGAAGUCCGAAAACCACUGAAGCUACCCAAAGACCUAUCAAUUCACAUCAGUCAAGAGAAUUUGAUUGAUUAUCUUGGUCCUCCGAUUUACCAGAAGGAUCGAUUGUAUACCACCCAAUGUCCGAUCGGAGUAUCACAAGGACUGGGGUACACAGGUAAUGGAUCAGGAAGUUUGAUGCCGAUCGAGGUGAAGUUGAUGCCUGGAUCAUCCGGGGGAGGGUCGUCGAUCCUUCUGACGGGCAAGUUGGGCGAAGUGAUCAGAGAAUCGGCCCAGAUCGGCUUGAGCUUCUUGAAAUCUAAUGCGCGCAACUUGGGCCUGACCUCCGAAGAUCAUCAGGAUCUCUUGGAGAAAAAAUCUCUCCACUUGCAUAUGCCCGAAGGCUCGAUCGGUAAAGAAGGCCCCUCCGCUGGAACGGCAAUCUUGGUCGCUUAUCUUUCUCUUUUCUCGAACUUUCGAAUUCGCUCGGAUUUAGCUAUGACGGGUGAGAUGACUCUAGCGGGCCAAGUUUUACCAGUGGGAGGCUUAAAGGAGAAGAUCUUAGCAGCCCAUCGGGCGGGGAUCAAGAAGAUCUUAGUACCGGCGGCCAACAAGCCAGACAUCGAACACAACGUUCCUGAUUCAAUCAAGGAGGGAAUCGAGAUUGUGUAUGUGGAGGAUGUUCGCGAAGUCAUCAAACAUGCAUUCCAUGGUCACCCUAAAAUUUUGAAUAACUUAGAUAAAUUAGAAAUGGUUGAUUUGUCAAAUUAGAACAUCUUUUUUAUUUCAAAACU
Molecule: messenger RNA, 3737 nt
Organism: Puccinia graminis f. sp. tritici CRL 75-36-700-3
Lineage: Eukaryota; Fungi; Basidiomycota; Pucciniomycetes; Pucciniales; Pucciniaceae
Product: ATP-dependent protease La
Exons: 8
Coding region: 148-3714 (1188 amino acids)
Biological process (GO): chaperone-mediated protein complex assembly; mitochondrion organization; protein catabolic process
Cellular component (GO): mitochondrial matrix
Molecular function (GO): serine-type endopeptidase activity; ATP-dependent peptidase activity; single-stranded DNA binding
Source: RefSeq, a predicted model, not a curated record